Paramecium octaurelia is the source of this 1183-nucleotide messenger RNA. NCBI's taxonomy places the organism in Eukaryota, Ciliophora, Oligohymenophorea, Peniculida, Parameciidae. The record is from the annotation of a GenBank genome assembly.
AUGGAUACAUUAUUUGACUUAAUUAUUGUAGGAUUGGGUUCUCAUGGUAGCAAUUGCUUUUCACAUUUUUCUGGCAAAAUGAAAGUCUUAGGCAUUGAACAAUAUGUGUCACCACACACAAAGUGGUCUCAUAAUGGUGAGACCAGAAUUGUAAGAGAGAUGGGCUAUUCUGGAGAAUAUGUGGAUAUUGCAAGGAGAUCCCUUCAAUUAUGGAGGUAAUUACAAGACUCAACCAGUGAAUAAGUAUGUGUGAAUUCAGGAGGAAUUAUAUUUGGAGAUUAGAGUAAUGCUCAAUUUAGAAAUCAAAUAUAAUUCAAUAAUCCGAACCUCUAAUAAUUGAAAUAUUAGGAUGUAGAAUACAAGUUCCCAAUCAAGACAGCUUAAGAUUAAUCAUUUUACUUUGAUAAAUCAGAUGGGUUUGUGAGACCAGAAAUAGCAAUUUCCAUCUUUAUAAAUUAGGGCAAAGCAAAAGGAGGACAAGUUGUAAAUAAUUGUAGAUACAUCAAUCAUGAGUACAAAAAGGAGAUGAAAUUCACGUUUAUACCGAUUUAGGAGUGUUUAGGUCUAAAAAGUUGAUUUAUCACUUGGAAUGGGAUUAAAGAGAUUAUAAAACACAUACCCUUUGGAUAUCAACCUUUAUAAACAAUAGGUUGUAUUCUUCAAAACAGAUAUAGUGCAAUAGUUUGAUACUCAUUCCUUAAUUUAAUUAGAUGUAAUAAGAACUUUGAUAAUUUGCCUGUUUUCAUCAGUGAAAAUAACUCAUAAGAAGUAUAUGGAUUUCCAAGAGUGAAUGGGGAAGUGAAAAUUGGAUUACAUCACUUUGGGCCAUCUUUAGAACAUCCGGAUUUGUAUGACCAAACCAAGAAUGAACAAGGAAGUGUUAACUUAAUUAAAUAAUUCUUGAUUAAGUAUAUGCCAGAAUUGAGGGAUGCUGCAGUAUCGAGAGUGGAGACAUGUGUUUAUACAAGCACAAGAGAUCAUAAUUUUACAAUUGAUUUUGAUCCCAGAUCCAAGAAUACAAUAAUUUUGAGUGCAUGUUCUGGACGUAUUAAUAAUAUUAUAUAUGAUAGAUGGAUUCAAGUUUUGUAUUGUGAUGGGAGAGAUUUUGGAGGAGAUGUUCAAGACUGGAGUUCAAAAAUAUAAAACAUUUUAAUUAAGUAGAUUCUAGAAGCCUAAUUUUUGA